CCUGCUUUUUUCUCUCCAAAAGGAGACUCAAAGCAACUAACAUUAAAAGUGUUACGAUACAAUUUAAAAUAUACAAAUAUUAAAACAGUAUUAAACAUCAUUUGUUUUGAAAACAAUUAAGAUUAAAUCCAUGAAAACAUACAAAACCACAGCAGCCCCUGACAUGAUCUUAAACACUAUCUUUAAAAGCUUGUCUGAAUAAAAAGGUUUUAGCCUGUCACCAGAAGGACAACAGGGAGAGGGCCAUUCUGGCCCCCCUGGGCAGGGAGUUCCAGAGUCUAGAGGCAGCCACUGAGAAACCCCACUCUCUCAUUCCCACCAACCAAGCUUGAGAUACAGGUGAGACCCAGAGAAGGGUGUCUCCUGUAGAUCUCAGGGCCCGGGCACAUUCAUACAAGGGGAUGAGGUCAGCCAAAUAGCCUGGACCUGAACUGUUUAGAGCUUUAAAGGUCAUAAUUAGCACUUUGAAUUGUGCCAGAAAUAGACUGGCAGCCAGUGGAGCUGCUAGCCAGUCCCAGUUAGCAACCUGGCUGCAGAUCUUUGGAUCAGCUGAAGUUUCUGAGCAGUCUUCAGAGGCAGCCCCACCUAGAGUACGUUAUAGUAAUCCAGAUGGAAUGUAAUUAAGGCAUGUGGCCAGAUCUGGCUUCUCAAGGAAUGUGUCCAGUUGGUGCACCAGUUUUAAUUGUGCAAAGGCCCUCCUGGUCACUGAAGAUACCUGGGCCUCCAAGUUCAGUGCCGAGUCCAGGAGGACCCCCAAACUGCGGACCAGUGACUUCAGAGGAAGUGUGACCCCAUCCAGCAUAGCCUGGAUUCCUAUUCCCUGAUCUGUCUUCCAACUGACCAGGAGUACUUCAGUCUUGUCUGGAUUAAGUUUCAAUUUCUUUGGCCUCAUCCAUUCCAUUACUGCUGGCAGGUCCUCGUUUAGGGUCAGGACCGCUUCCUUGGCUUUAGGUAGAAAGGAGUAGUGGACUUGGGUGUCAUCUACAUGUAGGUGGCACUGCAUUCUAAAUCUCCAAAUGACCUCUCCCAGCAAGUUUCAUGUAUAUGUUGAACAGAAUAAGGGACAAAACAACCCUGUGGAACCCACAGGUCAACUGCCAGGGUUUUGAACAGGAGUCCCCCACCACCACCCUCUGGGUAUGGCCCUCAAGGAAGGAACAAAGCUACUGUAAAACAGUGCCUCCCCGUCCCAUCCCAGUGAGAUGGUCCAGGAGGACACCAUGGUCAAUGGUAUGGAAAGCUGUCGAGAGGUUCAGCAUAAUCAACAGGGACACACUCCCCGUCUAGUUCUCUGCGUAGGACAUCCACCAAGGCAGUCAAGAGGCAAAACUUAACCAAAAGAUGGCUUAUGAAGAUUAUUGAUGAAAGGGAAAAAAAUCUGGAUGACAGAGGAUAUCGGGAUAUCAGUGAGCUUGAAGCAUAUGCUGAAAACACACAGAGUGCUCUCCUUUAUCUCAUAUUGGAAACACUUGGUGUGAAAGACAUUCAUGCAGACCACGCAGCCAGUCACAUCGGGAAGGCACAAGGCAUAGUAACCUGCUUAAGAUCUACUCCAUACCAUGCUAGCAGAAGGAAGAUCUUUCUACCCAUGGACAUAUGUAUGCUGCAUGGUGUUUCCCAAGAAGAUUUCAUAAGGCAUAAUCAGGAGAAAAAAGUUCAAGAUGUCAUAUAUGAUAUAGCUAGUCAAGCACAUGUACAUCUGGGCCAUGCAAGGUCCUUCAGGAAAAAUGUUCCUGCUAAAGCAUUUCCUGCUUUUCUCUGUACAGUUGCUAUUGAGGAUUAUUUAAAUGAAAUACAAAAGGUUGACUUCAAUGUAUUUCAUCCAAGCUUGCAUCGGAAGAACACUUUACUACCUUUGCGUUUGUAUAUUAGAUCAUGGAAGAAAACUUAUUAAAUAUUAUUUAACAAGAGA
Molecule: messenger RNA, 1912 nt
Organism: Anolis sagrei ordinatus
Lineage: Eukaryota; Metazoa; Chordata; Lepidosauria; Squamata; Anolidae
Source: RefSeq, a predicted model, not a curated record